Poecile atricapillus (Black-capped chickadee) is the source of this 936-nucleotide messenger RNA. RefSeq names its product olfactory receptor 10C1-like. The record is from RefSeq and is a predicted model, not a curated record. Gene Ontology annotation, cellular component: membrane. Lineage: Eukaryota; Metazoa; Chordata; Aves; Passeriformes; Paridae. The coding region runs from base 1 to 936 and encodes 311 amino acids. Gene Ontology annotation, biological process: G protein-coupled receptor signaling pathway. The transcript has a single exon. Gene Ontology annotation, molecular function: olfactory receptor activity; G protein-coupled receptor activity.
AUGAUCCUUGGGAACCUCAGUGGAUUGAGUGAAUUCAGACUCCUGGGUUUUUCUGAAAUCUCUCACUUGCACCCUUUGCUCUUUGUAGUUUUAUUAUCUCUUUAUGUUCUCACCUUGAUGGCUAAUGCAGUGAUAGUUUUUAUAAUAAACAGUGAUAAUACCCUUCAUACCCCGAUGUAUUUCUUCCUCACCCAGCUGUCCUGUUUGGAUAUCUGCUAUCUGUCAGUCAUCACCCCAACUAUUCUUGAGAACCUGAUGGUGGGAACAGUAAGUAUUUCCAAGACAAGGUGUGCAAUGCAAAUGUUUUUCUUCCUUUUCUUUGGAGUUGCUGAAUGUUUUCUCUUGGCUGCCAUGUCCCUUGAUCGUUAUUUUGCAAUUUGCUACCCCUUGCAUUACACAGUUAUCAUGAGCAGCAGGGUCUGCAGAAGCCUGGUUGCUGGAACUUACAUUUGUGGAGCUGCUGUGGGCUUAGUUCACACCCUCAUAACAUUCAGCUCACCCUUGUGUGGUUCUGCCAUCGACCACUUCUUCUGUGAGAUUCAGCCACUCCUGGACCUGCUUUGUGGCGACACCUUCCCAAGAGAAAUCCAAGUCAUUAUGGUGGCUGUCUUUGCUAUUCUGAGUCCUUUCUUACUGAUCAUUUAUUCCUAUAUUCGUAUAAUUUACACAAUUCUUCACAUGGCCUCAGCUGAGAGCCAGCAGAAAGCAUUUUCCACUUGCUCCUCACACCUCUUGGUCGUGACUCUUUUUUAUGGCACUGCAGGCUCCACGUAUCUGCGACCAAAAUACAGCUACUGUGCGUCUGUGGAUAAAUUCCUCUCACUUUCUUAUUCUGUAGUGACUCCUUUACUGAAUCCCAUCAUUUAUAGUUUGAGGAAUAAAGAGGUGAAAGGAGCCCUGAAGAAAAAAUGGAGAAAAAUGAAUUUUUCACGCUAA